AUGGACAGCAUCAAAAUUAGAGAUUAUGACAGCAUAACAUCUUUUCUUGGAUCUUGGGGACCUUUUCAGCGAAGGAUUUUUUUAGCAUUGGCCGUCAGCAUCCUUCCGAAUGGGUUCAUUGGCGGCUACAUAGUAUUUAUAGGUGCUAUCCCAUCUCACAAGUGCUAUAUCCCAGAAAACUACAGCAUCAGUGAGAUUUGGAGAAAUGUGACAAUCCCAUUGGAAACGGUCGAUGGAAUUGAAAAGCGUAGCUCUUGCUCUAGGCUUAAUUUAGACAUUGUCAGUAACUACUCUCAAAACAAUAUCAUCCCAAACAUGGACGUGAAUGUGAGUGAAAUUCCUUGGGAGAGCUGUCUGGAUGGGUGGACAUACAGCAAAGAAUUCUACCAGUCAACCAUUGUCACAGAGUGGGACUUGGUUUGUGACAAUGGAUACAAACUUCCCCUGGCCACCUCUAUCCAAUACAUUGGUGUGCUAGUAGGAGCACUUGUCUCGGGCCAGAUGUCUGACAGGUAUGGAAGGAGGCCAGCACUCUUUCUGAUGAUGAUUCUUCAGACUAUAGCAGUCACAGCGCAGAUAUUCUCCCCAAACUGGGAGAUCUUCAGCUUUAUUUUUUUCUUUGUGGGUGCAGGGGGAUUCUCCAACUAUGUCGUUGCAUUUGUGCUGGGAACAGAAAUUCUAGACCCAAAAGCCAGAGUGGUCUUCUGCUCCCUUGGAGUUUUCAUGGGCUCAGCUUUGGGAUACAUGGCAAUGCCAGCUGCAGCUUACUUCCUCCGUGACUGGCGCAUGCUACUGAUUCCCAUGGCUGCCUGUAGCCUGAUAUACAUCCCUCUAUGGUGGUUAGUCCCAGAGUCCCCUCGCUGGCUGCUCUCUCAGGGAAGAGUGAAGGAGGCUGAGGCCAUACUGAGAGACGCUGCCAAGAGUAACAACGUAGAAGUGCCACAGUCCAUAUUUACACAAGCUGAGGUCGAUGAUGCUCUGGCUAGGAAAGACGAGAAACAAAACAUUUUUGUUAUCUUGAGCAGCUGCAAUUUAUUUUCUAUUACAUUACUGUGUUCACUUUUGUGGAUAAUCAUCACCAUUGGCUACUUUGCUUUAGUCCUCAACACAUCAAACCUGAACGGCGACCCUUACUUCAACUGCUUCUUGUCUGCCAUAGUGGAAGUGCCUGCUUACAUAAUAGCCUUGUUACUACUCCGGUACUGCUCCAGGCACUUCUGCCAGUCUUCUACACUCUUCCUUGGAGGCACCAUGAUCCUCUUUGUUCACCUCAUUCCAAUAGAUAUACCAAGUGUGCCUGUGAUCCUUGAGAUAUUGGGGAAAUUCGGCAUGACUUCUGCAUUCUGUGUGGUGUACUCAGUCACAUCAGAGCUCUUCCCCACUGUUAUCAGAAACACAGCAAUGGGGUGUUGUUCCAUGGCUGCUCGCAUUGGAACCAUCACCUCCCCCUUUAUCAUUUAUCUGGGACAAUUCUACAAGUCACUCCCCUAUAUGUUGAUGGGAGGUCUCGCAAUUUGUGGUGCUAUCUUAUGUUUCCUGUUGCCAGAAACUUAUGGCAAGGCCUUGCCAGAGACCGUAUCGCAAAUGCAGCUGAUAUGCGGGAGGAGAGGAAAAAAAGAAAAGGAAGCUGAAGACAAAGAGAACGCAGCUGAUUAUAAGAGUAAAGAAUCCAAGUUAUAGUUUGUCAUGAUUUUAUUUAGCACAAAAGUGCUGUUUUAUGUGUUUGUGUUUUAAAUGUCUUUUUCUUGUAGCAGUCAUUUUGAAGCACAUUUGCAUUGUAUUGUUUUUUUAUA
Molecule: messenger RNA, 1793 nt
Organism: Centropristis striata (black sea bass)
Lineage: Eukaryota; Metazoa; Chordata; Actinopteri; Perciformes; Serranidae
Product: organic cation/carnitine transporter 2-like
Exons: 10
Coding region: 1-1680 (559 amino acids)
Biological process (GO): transmembrane transport
Cellular component (GO): membrane
Molecular function (GO): transmembrane transporter activity
Source: RefSeq, a predicted model, not a curated record